Molecule: messenger RNA, 327 nt
Organism: Haemonchus placei
Lineage: Eukaryota; Metazoa; Nematoda; Chromadorea; Rhabditida; Trichostrongylidae
Source: the annotation of a GenBank genome assembly
UCAACUGCUGGUCUGACGAUCAACCACGGGUUUUCUGUUGCGUUUCAUGAUCGUGUCCUUGCACAACGAAAGAGGUCUUGGACGCUUGUUUUUACGGAAGUAUAGAUUACAUGCAUUGCAUUCAACUUCUCCGUGUUCGUUGCGCCUCCACAGUGAAGUAUUUGUGGUUCUGCAGUUGACACAUUGAGAAUUUUCGUGACAGUUUACAGCCUGCAAUCUUCUUCUGCUGUAAGCAAAGGCCUCCCUGACCAUCUUUUGUUGACGGUGUUGCAUACUACUCCCCUCUCCAUUUGCGAUGAUGGUCUUAAUGGCGAUUCGUGUAAAUAG